This is a messenger RNA of Molossus molossus (Pallas's mastiff bat), 2190 nucleotides long. RefSeq names its product mitotic arrest deficient 1 like 1 (gene MAD1L1). The record is from RefSeq and is a predicted model, not a curated record. Gene Ontology annotation, cellular component: kinetochore; mitotic spindle; nuclear envelope. The transcript has 18 exons. Gene Ontology annotation, biological process: mitotic spindle assembly checkpoint signaling; attachment of mitotic spindle microtubules to kinetochore. NCBI's taxonomy places the organism in Eukaryota, Metazoa, Chordata, Mammalia, Chiroptera, Molossidae. The coding region runs from base 32 to 2188 and encodes 718 amino acids.
CAGCGGGCUGACUGGGCCGGUCGAGGAACACAUGGCCAUGGAAGACCUGGGGGAAAACACCACCGUCCUGUCCUCCCUGAGGUCUUUGAACAACUUCAUUGCUCAGCGAGUGGAUGGAGGAGCUGGACUGGAGGCUUCCACCUCUGCCCCAGGUUCUCUGCAGAUGCAGUACCAGCAGAGCAUGCAGCUGGAAGAGCGAGCAGAGCAGAUCCGGUCCAAGUCGCACAUCAUCCAGGUGGAGCGGGAGAAGAUGCAGAUGCAGCUGAGCCACAAGAGGGCUCGCGUGGAGCUGGAGCGAGCGGCCAGCACCAGUGCCCGGAGCUAUGAGCGGGAAGUGGACCGCAACCAGGAGCUCCUGACACGGAUUCGGCAGCUUCAGGAGCGGGAGACGGAGGCGGAAGAGAAGAUGAAGGAGCAGCUGGAGCACAACAGGCAGUGCAAGCAGAGCCUGGACACCGCCAACCAGAAGCUGCGGGAGAAGGAGGACGGCCUGGCCGAGGCCAGCGAGACCAUCAGCGAGUUAAAGGGCAGGCUCUCAGAACUGCAGUGGAGUGUAAUGAACCAGGAGAUGCAGGUGAAAGGCCUGGAGUCCGAGAAGCAAGAGCUGCAGGAGCAGCUGGACCUGCAGCACAGAAAAUGGCAGGAAGCGACUCAGAAGAUUCAGGAACUCCAGGCCAGCCAAGAAGCAAGGGCAGACCAGGAGCAGAGGAUCAAGGAUUUGGAGCAGAAGCUGUUCCUGCAGGAGCAGGAUUCUGUGAUUGUGAAGAACAUGAAGUCUGAGCUGGUGCGGUUGCCCAAGAUGGAGCGGGAGCUGAAACAGCUGAAGGAGGAGAACGCCUACCUGCGGGAGAUGCAGGAGACCAACGGGCUGCUCAGGGAAGAAAUGGAGGGGCUGCAGCGGAAGCUGAGUCGUCAAGAGAAGAUGCAGGAACAUUUGGUUGACCUGGAGCUAGAGAAGGAGAGGCUGCUGAUGAAGCUGGAGAGCUGGGAGAGACUGGACCAGACCACGGGCUUGAGCAUUAGGACCCCGGAAGACCUGUCCAGGUUCAUCGUGGAGCUGCAGCAGCGAGAACUGGCCCUGAAGGACAGGAACGGCUCCAUCACCAGCAGCGCCCGGGAGCUGGACAAGGUCAGGCAGCAGCUCCAGGAGGAGGUCCGCCAGGUCAGCGCCCAGCUGCUGGAGGAGAGGAAGAAGCGUGAGACGCACGAGGCCCUGGCCCGGAGGCUUCAGAAGCGGGUCCUGCUGCUGACCAAGGAGCGGGAUGGUAUGCGUGCCAUCUUGGGCUCCUACGACAGCGAGCUGACCCCGGCCGAGUACUCGCCCCAGCUGACCCGUCGCAUGCGCGAGGCGGAGGACAUGGUGCAAAAAGUGCAUGCCCACAGCUCAGAGAUGGAGGCUCAGCUGUCACAGGCGCUGGAGGAGCUUGGAGGGCAGAAGCAGAGGGCGGACAUGCUGGAGAUGGAGCUGAAGGUGCUGCGGUCCCAGGCCGGCCCUGCUGAGCAGAGCGCCCUGCUGUCCAAGGAGGAGGUGAGCGAGCUCAGGUUGAAGAUUGAGGAGCUGGAAGGGGAGCGGAGUCGUUUGGAGGAAGAUAAGAGGAAGCUGGAAGCACAGCUCGAGCAUCUGACCCUGCAGGGUGACUACGACCAGAGCAAGACCAAAGUGCUGCACAUGAGCGUGAACCCAGCCAGCGAGGCGCAGCGGAGCCUCCGCCAGGACCAGGCCCGGCUGCAGGAGGAGUGUGAGCGGCUGCGGAAGCUGGUGUGUGCCCUGGAGAGGGGUGGCCCCGUGCCCGCCGACCUGGAGGCCUCAUGUCUGCCCUCGGCCAAGGAGGUAGCAGAGCUGAAGAAGCAGGUGGAGAGCGCCGAGCUGAAGAACCAGCGGCUGAAGGAGGUGUUCCAGACCAAGGUCCAGGAGUUCCGCAAGGUGUGCUACACGCUCACGGGCUACCAGGUGGACAUCACCAGGGAGAGCCAGUACCGGCUGACGUCCAUGUACGCCGAGCACAAGGACGACUGCCUGGUCUUCAAGGCCACAGGCCCCUCGGGCACCACGAUGCAGCUGCUGGAGACGGAGUUCUCGCGGACGGUGCCCGAGCUCAUCGAGCAGCACCUGCUGCGCCAGGACAGCAUCCCCGCCUUCCUCGGCGCCCUCACCCUCGAGCUCUUCAGCCGCCAGACCCUGGCCUAGCC